AUGUCUAAAGUGGUACUAGUUACUGGAGCUUCCAAAGGCAUUGGGAGAGCAAUUGUGGAUGUACUAUGCAGCAGCGGGGAAGACAUUAAAGUUUUAGGGAUCGCGAGGUCUGUAGACGACCUCGAGGCAUUAAAAACAAAACAUCAGGGGAAAUUUGAUUACUUGUGUGCUGAUAUUACGGAUACUGCAGCGAUAGUUGGCUAUGUUAAGAAGAUCAACAAGAACUAUGGCAGCUUGGACGCAGUGAUUGCUAAUGCUGGCGUUUUAGCUCCUGUGCAAAGUGUCGCACGCGCUGAUGUAAUGCAGUGGAAGCAGUUGUUCGAUGUGAACUUCUUCAGCAUUGUAUCCCUAGUGAGCGAGCUUUUACCCAGUUUAAAGAAGUCUAGUCAAGGUGACGUCAUUCUUGUAAGCUCUGGGGCCAGCGUGAAGCCCUAUGUAUGUGAUAAACACCAUAAUCGAUUUGCUAAGGAGAUAACUACUAACAACCAGAAACAGUAUGCAUGGGGGGCCUACGGCGCCUCGAAGGCAGCGCUUAACCAAUUUGCUCAGAUCCUGGCUCUUGAGGAGCCGCAGAUCAAAACUGUGGCACUGGCACCCGGAGUGGUUAAUACGCAGAUGCAAGAUGCGAUUCGGGACGAGCUUGGACCACCGAAUAUGACGCCUGAAGCUCUCAAAAGGUUUACUGAUCUGAGAGAAAAGAACGAACUUUUGGAACCUGAAAUUCCGGCUACAAUCUAUGCUAACCUGGCUCUACAUGGCAUUCCUGCGACAAUAAACGGGAAGUAUCUACGCUACAAUGAUGAGCUCCUGAAAGAGUACCGCUAA
Molecule: messenger RNA, 825 nt
Organism: Lachancea thermotolerans CBS 6340
Lineage: Eukaryota; Fungi; Ascomycota; Saccharomycetes; Saccharomycetales; Saccharomycetaceae
Gene: NRE1
Product: sepiapterin reductase family protein
Exons: 1
Coding region: 1-825 (274 amino acids)
Cellular component (GO): intracellular anatomical structure
Molecular function (GO): oxidoreductase activity, acting on NAD(P)H, oxygen as acceptor
Source: RefSeq, a predicted model, not a curated record